AUGCACCUCGCAGCUCAGCGCAAGGUGGAGGACUUCUUCCGGCGGACGGGCGAGGACGACAUCGACGAGCGCGAGGUGCACCGCUUGACCACUCGGAAGACUCGGGCGCGCACGACCGUGAUGGAGUGUAGGGAUGAUGCCAAGGCGGCCAAGAUCAUCGACCUCAAGAAUCUGCGGAAUGGCGGCAAGCGGCCUGGCUGGCACCUGGAGAAUGAUGCUUCGACAACGCGCCAACAAGAGGAAGAGGCUUCAAGACAGGGUACUAUGGGGAUGACGAGUAGAACGACAAGUACAGGCACGACAGCGACGCGGUCGAUCCCGUCCGAGCCGCACAACUACGUGCUGAGUCCGGAGGCAGUUGGCAACCAGGCACAACUGGAAGAAAAGGCAAGGGCGCGUGCACCGAAGGCUAAAGCUUCUACUGGAAGGCGCGCGGACAACCUGUCACUGACGCCGACACUCGCGAGGCUCUCGGCGAACGAGUCCCCCAGUCUCUCUGCGUCGCCGUUCGUGUUUUCUCACGCGUAUGGAGCUGCUGGCAGGUCGCCAGGGAAGUCUCCGGUGGGCUAUGGAGCUGCCAGCGGCUUCCUCUGGAAGACGGGAAGCGGAUUUAAAGGUAUGGAGCGGUCGGUCGCUGAGGAUUCGCUGGAUGCUUCCCACGUGACGUUCUCCCAGCGACCGACACUAACUGAGCGCGUUCAGAGUUUGUCGGCUUCGUUGGCCAGCACGCUGCGCCGCUUCUUACCGAAUAGGAAUGCCCGGCAGUACAGUGGAGAGAUCACCUCGCCUCAGUCGCAGUGUACAGCACCCGCAGUGCUGCCGCGCGCGUAUGACAACGACGGGUUCUACGAGACGCCGUUCAAGGUGCCAGGCCUGAAUAAACCGUUGCUGCGGCGACGGAAGAAGACGGUGGUGGUGGAGAGCAAUGGCGCCUGGGCUCGCCAGUGGCUGAUUCUAGCGGUCUGUGCGGUGUUGGGGCUGACGCUGGGCGCGAUCCUCGUGAGCGUCGUGGCGUUCGACUCGAGCGUCUUCAACUUGUCCGCUGACGAUGUACGCGGACUCCGAGACAGCAACGGGGAGCUGGUGCUCGCUGCUGCGGUGCGCUGGAUGUUAUUACCUGGACAGUUAUUCGUGCGCGUGUGGAGCGCGGUGACCACUCCGUUGUUGAUGUGCUACAUGGUCACGGCCAUGGCGGAUCUCGUGGGCUGCGCCGAUAAAACGACGCUGGUGCUGAGCUUCCGCUCGAUUGGGUAUGCACUGCUGCUGGCGGUGAUGGCUGCUGCUGAAGGAGUCGUGGCCAUGUGGAUGACACACAAGUUCGGGUGGUUCCGAGGCAGCAGCAGCACUGCCAUCCCUGAGGCGUUGACGCUUUCUGCCGCUCUUGGUGUGACUCCACUGCCUCGAGGAGCCGUCGGACUGCUAUGUGUCAAUGAUGGCGAGUAUCUGCAGCGCGCUGGCGGUGGCGUGUUCACGUGUUCGAACUCUUCGUUGACGUUGCCAUUGUACGGAGAGGUCAGCACCAACUCCACGGGCGUCGCCGGCAGUGGUCCAGCCGUGUUCGCGCUGCAAGAAGUGUCCGACGUGUUUGCCACUUCGCAGUCAGCACCAUACUACCCGGCAUCAAUGGGUUCAGGGGGCAACAUGACCACGUCACUGUUGUCGGCGCUGACGCCCGACAACUUGGCGUCACACUUCACGUAUGUAGCGGAUGAUGAGAUGGCGUCCAUGUGUGGACUGGUCGUGUUCUCCAUGCUACUGGGCUACGUCUGUGGGAAGCGGAUCCUGCGACUGCGACGCGAUGGUCAAGCCGCGAUGUUCGAGUCGGCGAGAAGAGCAGAGGAUCCACACCAGGCUCGUCACUACAUCAUGAGCAUUGCGAUGGAGCUGCAGUUCGCGUUGGAAGGACUGGUGCGCGUCAUGGAACGGUACUUGGCCCCACUUGGCUUCUUCUCGCUGAUGUUAGGGAAUGUUGUGCUGCAUCAUCGCGAGUGGCGCGCGCUCACGUCCCCCAUGACGUCGCUGAUUAUCGGCGCGCUGAUUGUGCUCGUCCUGCAUGGCGUGCUCGUCCUCCCCGUGGUGCUUCGACUAUUCUCCAGCCGCCAAGUUCCUGCACUAACGACGGCGAGGGCGUUCGUACCAACCUUCCUGUUCGCGUUUACGACGAACAACUUGCCGCUGUCUGCGCCGGUCUCGAUGCAAUGCUACGCGCGCGUGCUGACGGUGACUCGCUCCGCUGCGCAGUUGGUCACAACUGCGGCUGCGACGCUCACACAGAACGCGCGUGCAUUGUACCUGCCGAUGCUGCUCCUGUGGCUGCUGGAGACAUCGACGCCUCUGGAGAUUCACUUGACUGGGUCAGACUAUUUCUCGGUGGGGCUGAUGGCACUGCUCAGCAGCUUCUUUGGCGGCAGCACUCGCGUGACGCUGGCGAUGGGACGUACGCUGUGGGCUCUCGCUGUGAGUAAGCAGAUGCCUAGCGCUGCGGGCUUGCUGCCUCCGACGAUGCCGUUGCUAGUCAUCUGUGACGUGGUGCUCUCGAGAGCGGCCAGCAUGGUGACUGUGGCCGACCACCUCGUGCUCACGCACCUGGCAGCGCAGCAUUGGGCGGAAACCGUGGUGGAUGGGCCCAGUACUAGCAGCAGCGACGCAAUCGGCAGCAGUGAUGGCAGAUACCACGAGGAGUUCAUCCCCCCAAGCCCGAGCGCGUUAGACGACAGCCAAGCGCCUCGCCCUUCGUCCAGUGCCAUGCUGUCCUCUGUUCAUCUGUAG
Phytophthora sojae is the source of this 2769-nucleotide messenger RNA. RefSeq lists its product as hypothetical. Gene Ontology annotation, cellular component: membrane. Bases 1 to 2769 code for a protein of 922 amino acids. The record is from RefSeq and is a predicted model, not a curated record. Gene Ontology annotation, molecular function: symporter activity. The transcript has a single exon. NCBI's taxonomy places the organism in Eukaryota, Oomycota, Peronosporomycetes, Peronosporales, Peronosporaceae.